Acanthoscelides obtectus is the source of this 5766-nucleotide messenger RNA. Lineage: Eukaryota; Metazoa; Arthropoda; Insecta; Coleoptera; Chrysomelidae. The record is from the annotation of a GenBank genome assembly.
GCCACAGCCCGAAGCUAGACAACCCGUAGCACGAAGCUGAUUCGAGCUGCGUUUUCAAGGUUGCGACCUGUGAAUCGCGAAGGCCGACAGUCCCCGGGCAGCUCAAUAAUCCCAUCAGCUGAUUUUCAUAAAUAUUACCCUCGAACAAGUGGCAAAAUAAGAAGGUGGUCGUGCACGACGGAGGGCACAUGUGCGACGCAGAUACCUGGCUUGACGUUGCGGAUUUGACGGCUAGUCAGUGAAAAGUCGCAAAAAAUGAUCGACACGACACUAGAAGAGGACCUGCCCGAGGAAUUUAGAGGAGGAACUUUAAGACUGAACUCUGAACACAAGCAGAUUGAUCCACCCAGAUCGCCGAAUCCCAUCAGCGGUGAUAAGGACAAUGAGGUGCAAGGCCAGAAUAACUGCCAUUGGAGAAAUGCAUUUAUUGCGCCUUUAUCAUCCAUACCUAAACAGAUAUCGGAAUCGAUUUGGAGCUCCAAAGGUAGCAAAGAUGUGCCACCCACUCCAAACGAGGACAUCGAGAAAAGUUUGCAGCCUUCAUUCGUCGUAAAGGAAAAUCCCAACAACUUUUUCACCUUCAGGGACGGAGUGGUGGAUAGAGCUGUUAGGGAAAGCGUUACUCAGUUCUUGGAUGUAGAGACUGAGGGGCCGAUUCUAGCAGCUUUUUUGCUUACGCAGAUCAACCACUGGGACACUGACAAGGAACGUUUGGUGCUCCUAACGGCCAAAAGUCUAUUAGUGAUCAAAUAUGAUUUCAUAGCACUAAAAAGGAUGGGGUGUCGGAAAAUACCACUGACUGAAAUUGAUGGUGUAGUCGUUGGAAAUUUGAUAUAUCCUAGUGGAUCGCUGAUACCCAAAAUCAACACACUCGCUAACGGUGUGUCCAGUAUAAUGGAAAGCUGCUUUUUCAAGCGACGCUAUAAAAACGACGAAUCAGACCAAGACAAUCUGUAUCAAAAUAGGGACCGCAACAUGAAAGGUAUACGCUUGUUACUCAGACAGGACAAGCCAGAGACUUUGGCUUCCAAAUGGAAUCCCUUCAACGAUGAUGUUCCUUACUUGACUUUCACAUUUCACCCACUGUUUUUCCACAAAGAUUGCACGGAUGAAAAACUUCGAAGCCUGUACAAUCUCGACCUAUUCGUCGACCAUAUCUGCACUGCAGUGACGAAAAGCAAAGAGAACAGCGUCAUUUUGCAGCACAACAUCCUAUUGGAGAACUACGUUGGCAUCGGGUCCAUUAUACACAAUAGGCACUCCCUUGGGUUCUUCAAAGUCCGGGGGAAGUUUAGCUUCUAAACGAAUGCACACAUAUAAAACAAUACAACAGAAUAUGAUGCAGAGAAGUAUUUUUUGAUGUGAUAUUUAUUAAAUGGUAGUCAAUUAUGGAUGUAAAUGUCGUGUUAUGCCAAACUAACGCUUAUUUCAGAACUGUUCAGUAUAGUGACGUCUUCAGGAUGGAAGUACAGGGUUCUUUAAUAGAUGGGGUUUUGAUCGAUUAGUAUUGUAUGAGCAUACAAACGAUCAGAGGUGUUCGUCGCAAAGACUAUCAUUUAAAUAUAUUCGAGUUCAAAAACGACCACAAAUGUGAAAAAUGCAAAGGCAUAAAUCAUGUAUAUUCCAAUACGUAGAUACCAUAUCCUACAGCUCAUAUAUUUUUUAAUUAAUAAUUCAGUUCCUAUAAGCAAGUGAAAGGAUCAGGAUGCGUCCAUAACAGCGCUUUUUGGCCCUGGAAGUUACUCAAAUUUUCUUCUUAUUUCAGAAACUUGAUUGUUCUUUAAAAGCCAAAUGUUGCAUUUUUGUCCAAAUUUUGGCCCAAAGCGUGCUACUGCGCUGACAACAAAAAUUAAAGUCAAUUUUUCCAUUAUGAAUAAUAUUAUUUAUUUGUUUCAAUGUAACGGCGCAGCUUUUUCACUUUUAUAUACAUUUUGUGUCUCAGUGUGUUUUGUUAUGUAUUUGUCGUGGAUAGCGUUGUGACCUUUUUGUAGACCCUGGAUUUUAGGUGAGAGAGCACGCUGUAGAUUUAUGUCACAUCCACCAUUAUUUAAAUCCACGAAGUAUAUUUAGGCAAAGUUUCCCCAGAGCCAUCUGAGUAUCUAUUAGCUUUUAUUUACUCUUUAUGAAUAAUCUGAUCUAAUUUCUUAUGAUAAUAAUCGCCUAUAUUCAGAAAAUUGGCAGGAUAAUUCUAGAUAGAAAGUAAGUAACUAAUAAUACACAAUGUUCAUAUAAACAUGGCACCUAUAAUAUUACUUGUCGAGACACAGGGUGCUGAAGCUAUAGUCUCGAAAUGAAAAUACUUAUGUAGGGUGAAUGGACCAUGGAAGGACACCGUAACAAAUAAAUAAUGACGUUUCUUUUUUUUUACUGGAUGAGAUUUACAAAUUAUUAGGUAACAACGUUGUACCAUUAUGUAACUUACUAAAAACAUUUAUUGUGUUCUAGAGUUAAUCAAUUUCUGAUUUACGUAGCCAUACAGGGUAUAACCAACUUGAAGCUUUUUAAAGCAAAUGUUAAGCAUAUUUUGUUAAUCUAUAACGUGUCGGAAUAUUUUGACACUGUAUGCGUAUUUCGUCGGGCGUGAUUAUCUAUUAUAUGAUGGGUAUAUUUAUAUUUAGUGAAUUUAAGAUUUAUUAAGCUCUUCGAAUCGGCCUUGCAGGGAUAUAAUAAGUCAGUCACUUAACUUAAAAUUAAUUUUAUGAUCUGCUUAUCCCAUCUACAUGAAAAGGUCUUUCCUUAAAAUGAAACCAAACAUGGAAAUUGGCUGACAAUUUACUAGUGCCGUCAAAAAUACAAAACAUGAUUCGAAGUGUAUAGCAAACAAUAUAACUUAGGUUGGUUAACCGUUUCAAGUUUAGGCAGUCGCAGGUAACAGCCAAUACAAAACAAAACUUCUGUACUGCAGGACGCGCUAUUGCUGGCUCAACAUCACAGUAUAGACUUAGGUAGUUAAGGAUAAGCACAGCCUUCCUCGGGUCUCAGUUAGUAAAUGUAUCCAUUUUUACGACUCUCUGAUGAGAAAUAAGGGAAUUAAACCGACCAAAAUGACGAUAGAAUUUUGUAAGAUCCUGUGAAUAUGGAGGUAGGACAAUUUAAGAACCGGCGCAAUAUAUAUGACCUUUCCUUAACUAAGCGCAAAGUAUCAACAUUUUCCUGAUCCUUGAAUCUUCCUAAUUAGCCCCUUGGAUCCUAGCAAUUCCUUGAUCAGCGUUACAAGCUUUUCUAGGAACACUACAGCUGUUUUGAAUAAAAUGGAAACUUUUUUUUCUUUAGAACCAUAAGGAACAUUUAUAUGUCAAUUCAGAGUCAACAAAUUUAAAGAAAGACUUACAAAUUUGGGCUUUGCUGUGAGCACGUAUUAUAAUUUCAACAUCGAUGACCAAUGUUAUGGAGGGACCUCGUUGACAAAAUAACGACGGGAACAACGAGCAGCCGCGUCUCUGUUAUUUAGUUAGGUGUGUGUUAGUGUGAGGAAGGGACUUGUGAUGGUACGAUAAUAACAACGAUUUCUUAAUAAUUUCCCUUAAAAAGUACAUGGGCUUGACCAAAAAGAGCGUGAUUUGAAUUAUUGACUUCCAACAAUGUACAUGCCGUGGUCAUAUGGCCGCUUUACAUAAAAUAUUCAACUCAAUUUACCAUAUCGUUAAAUCGUCAACGUUUAACGAUUUCUUUAUCCAAGAUUGACCAUAUUGUACAGUAUAAGGGAAGGAAGAAUAUAUUACCAACUCGUUUAUUGUUCUUCAAGUACAACAACCAUUUUCAUUAAGACUAGUAACUUCAGGAAAUUAAAACAAAAUAAUUAUAUUGAAACACUUUUAAAUUGCACGUGUCACAAAUUUUUGAAUAUAUCAGAUAUCAUAAAUUGUUACCUCGCUUGCUCACGCUCCUCUUCUUUAUUUGACGUAUUGCCUAAAAGUGAGUUUUACAUACGUAGAACAAUAUUUAUGGAUAGUAGACAGAUUCAACAGACAAAUAUAUUUUAUCUGACACACGACUUUGACUUCAAAUAAAGGAAUGAUAAUGUAAGGUAAGAUUGAAAUACCGUCCUGUAAAAUCGGUUCUGAAGUCCACAGCUUUUUAAUGUUUUGAUCGAGACUUACGUGAACCACAUAAUACUAGAGAUCUCGAGCCCCUUUUUGUCGUAAAAUUACCUCUUUCUUCCUCGAUUGGCAAGGUAUAAUUAAAAUAUUCACUUCGAAAAACAGCUUUGUUAUAAACGACCGCCGUGUUGAAAUUUAAACAAAGAACUCCCCCUGCCUUUUUCGCUAAUAAUGUAAUUAUUUUACGAUCUGAUCAAACAUCAUUGACCAUUUUAUGAAGUAGCCGCCCAUUUAGCCGAUCCUAUCCUUAAACGACUUGUUAUAUGUGGUCAACGCAAAUCAUGGCCCAAUGUUCAUUUCAUGAAAUGGUCAAUUAUGAGGCCAGCAUCACCAGUUCAAACUUUUGUAGCUCAAGCUAUACCAUUGCCGGAGAAACUAGUAAACUUUGACACUUGCAGAAGAAAAAAUAUAAUUAUUUCCUACGCUACUGUCUCUAGUGCAUUUUUGAAUUAAAUGUUCAGUCUUACAUGAAUAGUCUCUCUUGAGAACUUUUGGUCGAAUUAAUCCUUUUGAGAAAGAAAUCCGUUUAAGAAACGUUAACACUAUUAAAAUACGAUGAAGUUAGUAAAGAUCAACUUUGAAAAUUGCCUCGACACGUUGCAACUGGAAUGGUAUUUAUGUUUUUGACCUCACUGAGUCUCAUUAGCGCUAUAGAAAUUUGCAUAAUGUAUCACGGUAACGGUACAUUUUAGGAUCUUUGUGUAUAGGAACUUCUUAUGUAACUUAUGGAUGUUCUUUCUGCUCUAGCAAUACUGUCACUGCUUUUCGAAUCACACUGUAUUAAUUGAUAGUACUUAAUAAAUAACUAAAUACUAGUAGAGCUUCAGAUGAAUAAGUAGUUUAUGAUCCCUCGAAGGUUUUACAGAAUAUGGCUAGAAUUAAGUACGCUGUGAAAGGAUUUAUAUUUAGAAUUUGGUAUUAUACCUAAUACAAACACGGACUCUAAGACUCAACCUAUCUUGUCAUUACUGUUCUUAAAAAGAACAUUAUUUUAACAGUAACAAUCAGAAUCUCGUUCAUAUUUUAUACUGUAUAUUGAAUUUUCUACUUUAGGGAAAUAUCUUGCCAAAUUACGUUUAAUAUCUUGACAAUCAAUUUUAUUCAUAUCAAGUCUCAUGUCAUUCAGUGACCCUAGGAAUGGUUGAAAAAGAUUCAUAACGAAAUAUAAUUAUUGUAUAUAUAAUAGUCUGAGAUGUCCCAUUCAAGCAGCCUAGAUGACUUAGUGGAAACGGAAUAUUUUUUAACAUGGGACGGCCUAAAUAUUCGUAUAUUUCCAAUAUGUGUGAUACUUAGGGUGACAGGAACGCGACUAGUGAAUAAGCAACAGAAGGUCGCUAUAUUGACCAGUUCAUUAUUUGUAUACCUAUUUAUAGCUCAAUAUUUUUGUAUUGCAUAUAUUUUACCAACUUUUUGCUAUUUUCAGUAUUGAUCUACAUGCGAUGUUGCCAAAUAUAUAAUAUACAUAUAUUAUACAACCCUACCGAUUAUAUGUGUCCGAAUUAAGGCAAGUUUACAUAUCAUGGUUAUUUUGGCAUAAUAUCUGCUUUUGUACGCAUUCUUUUGUUUAGUAAGUGUUGCACGUAAUACAAGUACAAGAAAUGAUGUGGAGGCACCUUUAUAAUUUGUUCAUUUAUACUUAGCUUACAGUAAAUGUUUAUAUGCUGCC